This is a messenger RNA of Pomacea canaliculata, 1751 nucleotides long. Its product is annotated as malonyl-CoA-acyl carrier protein transacylase, mitochondrial-like. The coding region runs from base 370 to 1590 and encodes 406 amino acids. The record is from RefSeq and is a predicted model, not a curated record. The transcript has 4 exons. Lineage: Eukaryota; Metazoa; Mollusca; Gastropoda; Architaenioglossa; Ampullariidae. Gene Ontology annotation, molecular function: transferase activity.
CCUCCAUGAUACAACUUAAACGCACAUGCCAUUUCCGGUGUCAGAAUAGCUUUUGAGUUUUGGUUGUGUAUCAGGGACAGACGACAGCGUGAAGGGGUACGCUGAAAUCUUUUGUUUACCUGUCAUAACAAGAAAUUGUGUCUCGUGAUCUUAUUUUAAAAGGAAAAAGAAGAGUUCUCAAAAACAUAAGAUCGUUGGCUGAAAACGUCGUCUGCUACAAAACAGUCAUGUCGAAAGCGUUUUAUUCGUCUUAUUUAGUUCGCAUGUGCACACUCGAAUCUCUAUGCCACACCUUGUCGAAAAGAUACUACGCUAGGGGUGUUCCUACAAGUGAUGAUGAUAGAAUACCUGCAAGAUUGAAAAAAACGUAUGGCAAAGUACGGAAAUGAUACAGCUUCGGAGCGACGUGUCGACGCCGGUCUUAAUCAUUCAAAGUCCAUACCCAGCAAUGUUCAGCCGUCAGCUUCAUCACAGUUUCCACAGAAUGCUGAGGAACUGAAAGAGCUGGUUCAGAGUAUGACGAUGAGCAGUCAAGGGGAAGCGGCACCACCUCAAGACCAGUUUCCUUCUGACAUGGAAAAGUAUAGGAACUGGCGUCGAGAUCAGUCACGUAAAGCAUUCAGACCAAAGGUUGAUCCUCGCCAGACUUCAAUUAUUUUGUUUCCAGGACAGGGAAGCCAGUUUGUCGGAAUGGGGAAAGAUACACUGGGGUAUGGCAACGCACAGGAGUUGUUUGAAGAGGCUAGUGAACUGCUGAAGUAUGACCUCCUGAAGGUGUGCCUUAAUGGACCUGAGUCAAAGCUCAGCAAGACUAUUCACUGCCAACCUGCAAUUUUUGUAACCUCACUAGCAGCAGUAGAGAAACUCCGGGAGCAAAAUCCUGAGGCCAUUGAAAAUUGCGUCAGCACUGCAGGUUUCAGCAUUGGAGAAUAUGCUGCAUUAGUGUUAGCUGGAGCCAUGACCUUUUCAGAUGCAGUCAAGAUUGUUCAUUCAAGGGCAGAAGCCAUGCAGAAAGCCUCAGAAGAGGUGUCCAGUGGGAUGAUGACAGUGUUUCUGGGAAAUACAUCAAAACUGAAGACUGCUAUGUUAGCUGCAAGAGAAUAUUGUCGACAGCGUUGCAGCAUAUCCAAGCCUGUCUGUCAGGUGGCCAACUACUUGUCUCCCGAUUGUAAGGUCAUUGGUGGUCAUACAGAGGCUCUGGAGUUUAUUAGCAGUAAUGCUAAGUCGUUUGGGAUACUUCGGACAAAAAGACUUCCAGUCAGCGGAGCCUUCCAUACGUCUCUCAUGAUUUCAGCAGAAACAGCCCUCAAGAGAAGUCUGAAUGAUGUAUCAUUAAGGCUGCCAGAGAUUCCGGUAUACAGCAAUGUAACUGCAUCAAGGUACAGCCACGAGAAAAAGAUUUCCCAGAGCUUACAGAAGCAGAUUACCUCUCCUGUCAAAUGGGAACAAAUUAUGCACGUGCUAUAUUCCAGGCCACAGGGGGAAGAUUUCCCAAAAACAUAUGAACUAGGACCUGGGCAACAGCUAGGAACCUUGCUGAGAAUGGUGAAUUUGAAGGCUUACCAAAGUUACACCAAUGUUGCAGUGUGAGUUAUAAAUCGUGAAAAUUAUAAACAUUUUUGUCUCUAACAAAUUUUCAAUGCAGGAAUGUGAAAGCAUGUUUGCUGUGUAAAAUAUUGUGAUGACUGAAUCCGAGUGUUUAGACUGUUAUAAAACACCAUUUUAUUAAAAACAGAUAAGUAAUCUUUAAA